AUGUCAAAAGACUACGAUUCUGUAUUCUCCCGUCAAAAUUCCGCACAAAUAUUUCAAAACAUUACCGCUCCUCAACAAUCCGUGUUUGCGUGCGGUGAUUAUUUUUUGAAGCCGUACUCCGUAUGUUUGGAUUGUUUUCGGCAAAACCAAACGAAUACGGUAUUGAACACGCUGGUGCCGCCAGCUGCUGAUGCCAUUCGUAGCGCGUGUAGGUCGGUGAGUGCUAUUGCUGGGUAUGACGCCACGAAUUCUGUUAAUGGUGGUGUAUAUACUGGCGGUGGUG
This is a messenger RNA of Ambispora leptoticha, 283 nucleotides long. Lineage: Eukaryota; Fungi; Glomeromycota; Glomeromycetes; Archaeosporales; Ambisporaceae. The record is from the annotation of a GenBank genome assembly.